GACAAAAGCUUGAAAAUAUUUUCUUUCUAUUUAUUAAGAUUAUGAGAAUUAUUGUUUCAAAAAAAGAAAGAUUAUGAAAAUUAUUUUUUGUAAUUGUUUUUUUCUCCAAGUAUUUAUGAAAGAUAUAAGGUUGUCCAUUUUUUUCUGCUCAAUAUACGAAAAAUAAUUGAUUUAUUCGAUCUUUCUAGAUGGAGACCAAACAAAAUAGACAAUAUAUAUCCACUAAUGUAAGUAUGUUACGUGGCACUUAUCACCAAUGUACACGUGUCAAUCACACAGGACUCUAGCGGCUGAUUGCUUCACUUUUUUAGAAAUGUAAACAUUUUUUUAAAAAAUUUCACAGCCUGUCAACCAAUCAGCUGUUCACGUUGUAAUUAUUAAAUUAAUUAAAAAUAAAAAUAAAACCGGGAACCGUCUAUAUCCAGUUUAACAAGCCUCAUGUGCUUCAGUAUAAGUAAGCUCAGAGAGCUGAGAUGUGGAAAACAAACAAGUGCUAUAAGCCCCUCUCUCUCUCACUCUCCACUCGUGUAACACACACCGUCCGAUCAACAAUCUUGAUCAUCAUCACAAUAUCAGUAUGCCGAUCAGAGACAUCGCCGUCGGUAGACCCGAGGAGGCAACUCAACCAGACGCCUUAAGGGCGGCCUUGGCUGAGUUUAUCUCAACUCUGAUCUUCGUCUUCGCCGGUUCAGGUUCAGGUAUCGCCUUCAACAAGCUCACCGACAAUGGUGUCACCACUCCCGCCGGUCUCAUCUCCGCCGCCAUAGCUCACGCUUUCGCACUAUUCGUCGCCGUCGCAGUCGGAGCCAACAUCUCCGGCGGACACGUCAACCCUGCCGUCACCUUCGGCGCCUUCGUCGGCGGUAACAUCACACUCCUACGUGGCAUCCUUUACUGGAUCGCUCAGCUCCUCGGCUCCACCGUCGCCGCCUUGCUCCUCAAGUUCGUCACCGGUGGUUUGGCUGUUCCAACAUUCAACUUAUCUGCUGGAGUUGGAGUAUGGCAAGGAUUGGUCUUCGAGAUCGUGAUGACCUUUGGAUUGGUUUACACAGUUUACGCCACAGCCGUUGAUCCCAAGAAGGGUAAUUUGGGCAUUAUUGCUCCCAUCGCUAUUGGUUUCAUCGUUGGUGCUAACAUCUUGGCUGGUGGGGCCUUCGAUGGGGCCUCGAUGAACCCAGCAGUGUCUUUUGGGCCUGCUUUGGUGAGCUGGAGCUGGGAGAACCACUGGAUCUACUGGGCCGGGCCUUUGAUCGGUGGUGGUAUUGCUGGGCUUGUAUAUGAGUUCGUCUUCAUCUCCCACACCGGCCACGAACAGCUCCCAACCACUGAUUACUAAGCCAUUUAAAACGAUGCUUUAGUUUCACGGCUUGGUGUAUUUAUUUGGUUUCGAGGGUUUUUUUUCUUUUCAUUUUCAAUUUGUGUUUAAUCUCCACCGUUGAUCUUUUCAUUAUCUCAACAAAAUCAUGAUCAUUUUGAUCUUUCUCCCUACUCUACCAUGUUAAUGUUUUGCCCUGUAUUGCAUUAUUGUGUGUGAUUAUUCGAUGGAAGACAGGGUGAUUGAAUUGAUCA
Molecule: messenger RNA, 1569 nt
Organism: Cannabis sativa
Lineage: Eukaryota; Viridiplantae; Streptophyta; Magnoliopsida; Rosales; Cannabaceae
Product: aquaporin TIP1-1
Exons: 2
Coding region: 578-1336 (252 amino acids)
Biological process (GO): water transport; transmembrane transport
Cellular component (GO): plant-type vacuole membrane
Molecular function (GO): water channel activity
Source: RefSeq, a predicted model, not a curated record